This is a messenger RNA of Prunus avium (sweet cherry), 761 nucleotides long. NCBI's taxonomy places the organism in Eukaryota, Viridiplantae, Streptophyta, Magnoliopsida, Rosales, Rosaceae. The record is from RefSeq and is a predicted model, not a curated record.
UAAAAUUGAUCCAUUCUCAAUCCCUUGGACUUCUAGAUCACAUGUGUGAAGUGAUAAAACAUUCAGAUGGUAUAGACAUGGAAGAUUUAUGUGGUGGAGCCAUUUUCCAAGCUGUCGAGCUAGGGGUUUUCGAGUUUAUUGAUCGUAUAUUCCAAGCAAGUCCAGACCUCGUGUGGAGCAAUAAUCAAAAUAAAAGAAACCCCUUGCAGUUUGCCAUUGAAUGUCGUCAAGAAAGGAUUUAUAGCCUGAUUUAUAGACUCGAUAAAACAGAAAGAAAUGUGAUUGGAAAUCUUGCAGAUACCUCUAACAAUAACAUGCUACAUAUGGCUGCGAUGUUAUCGCCAUUGGCAAAGCUAGAUAAUAUCUCAGGUGCAGCGUUGCAAAUGCAGAGAGAAUUGCAAUGGUUCAAGGAGGUGGAGACUAUUGUACUUCCGAGGAUGAGAGACACUUUAAAUGCGGAGAAUUUGACACCGCGUGCUCUGUUUACCAAGAAUCACAAGGAAUUGGUGAAGGAAGGAGAAAGAUGGAUGAAAGAAACUGCAACUUCUUGUACAGUUGUAGGUGCUCUCAUUAUUACCAUCAUGUUUGCUUCAGCAUUCACAGUCCCUGGUGGAAACAAUGGAGAAACAGGCAUUCCCAUAUUCUUGAAAAAAAAAGUUAUUUAUGGUUUUUAUAGUUUCGGAUGCUAUAUCGUUAUUUUUUUCCACAACUUCAGUGUUGAUGCUUCUGGGAAUCCUUACGUCACGUUAUGCAGAAAAUGA